AUGUCUUUUGUCCAAUCAGAACUGAUGUCUGAGAUAUUGACCGUCUCUUGUCCAAUUAGAACUCGUCUGAGAUACAGACAUGUCUUUUGUCCAAUCAGAACUCGUGUGAGGGAGGUGCGUGAGAGCCAGAAGGUGUUCUCUGCCCUUGUCAGUUCCAUGGAGAAGAGCCACAAGGCCGUGGUGGCAGCCAUUGAGGAGAGACAGGGGGAGGAGGAGAGGAUUGUUGAGAAGCUGGUGAAGGAGCUGGAACAGGAGAUUCUACAGCUGAGGAAUGGAGACACUGACCUGGGGCCUUGUCAUUCUCAGCAGAGCCAUGAUGAGCUCUGUGGGGGUGGUGGUCAGAAGAGUGUUGCAGUGAGCACCACUUCCACCACGGGCUACUCUGAGAGGAGGGACUGGUCCAAAGGUUUCCAUGGAGACGGACCCCUGUAUGGGCGUGACCAGGAGAGCAGUGUCAGACCUGAUGGACGUGCUUAA
This is a messenger RNA of Oncorhynchus keta (chum salmon), 477 nucleotides long. RefSeq names its product bloodthirsty-related gene family, member 2 (gene btr02). NCBI's taxonomy places the organism in Eukaryota, Metazoa, Chordata, Actinopteri, Salmoniformes, Salmonidae. The record is from RefSeq and is a predicted model, not a curated record. The transcript has 3 exons. Bases 1 to 477 code for a protein of 158 amino acids.